Messenger RNA from Torulaspora delbrueckii, 1266 nucleotides. It is a transcript of the gene GPA2, whose product is annotated as guanine nucleotide-binding protein subunit alpha. The record is from RefSeq and is a predicted model, not a curated record. Gene Ontology annotation, biological process: adenylate cyclase-activating G protein-coupled receptor signaling pathway. Gene Ontology annotation, cellular component: heterotrimeric G-protein complex. NCBI's taxonomy places the organism in Eukaryota, Fungi, Ascomycota, Saccharomycetes, Saccharomycetales, Saccharomycetaceae. The transcript has a single exon. Bases 1 to 1266 code for a protein of 421 amino acids. Gene Ontology annotation, molecular function: GTPase activity; GTP binding; G-protein beta/gamma-subunit complex binding.
AUGGGGAUUUGUGGAUCUAAGGUUGAGGAGUCGUCAAAGACCAAUGUUUCACGGCAGAAUAAAACUAAUGGAGCACCUGAGAAGGAUCCUGCCAAAGCUACCAGUAAUGUCACUUCCAGUACUUCUGCUGAUACCAAAGUUGAUAAGCUGAAUAAUAAUGGCGAUGCAGUAGCGGACUCUUCGAAAUCAAAGAAAAACCAGGAAGUUAAAGUUUUGCUGCUUGGUGCCGGAGAAAGUGGUAAAUCCACCAUUAUUCAGCAGCUCAAAAUACUGCACCAAAAUGGUUUCACGCCUGAAGAGUUGUUGGAAUACAGAUCUGUCGUUUUCAAGAAUCUAUUGGAUGUUGGUAAGCAGUUGAAGGAGGCAAGAAGCAAGUUUAAUGUGCCACUUGAGCCGGACUGUAGUAUCACUGAGGAAGAUUUGGCACUUUUCAAUUCAUUUGACGCUAGUGAUGAUACCGUAGUAUUGAAGACUGACGAGGUUACGAAUAACGAAACACAAUCAGCAGGCGGCCAAGCCAAAGAAAACCGCAGUUUGUCCUCGAUAACACAAUUUCCACCAGAAUUGACCAGGAUUCUGGGGACACUGUGGAGUUUGCAAUCGACGCAGGAUCUAAUAGAUGGUAAGCAUAGGUCAGAGUUCUAUUUGAUGGACUCUGCAAGUUAUUACAUGGAAAAUCUGCCCAGAAUAUCAAAAGCAGAUUAUAUACCGGAUGAACAGGACAUUUUGCGCUCUAGACAAAAAACUUCUGGUAUCUUUGAUAAUGUUUUUGACAUGGGAGGUAACCUCAAGUUCCACAUCUAUGAUGUGGGCGGUCAGCGUUCAGAGAGAAAGAAGUGGAUUCAUUGUUUCGAUAAUGUGACACUAAUCAUUUUUUGUGUUUCUCUGUCUGAAUAUGAUCAAAUUUUACUUGAAGAUAGGGAGCAGAACAGGUUCCAGGAAUCAUUGGUUUUGUUCGAUAAUAUAGUCAACAGUAGAUGGUUUGCUCGAACUUCAGUGGUGCUGUUUUUGAAUAAGAUUGACCUGUUCGCUGAGAAAUUGCAGAAGGUACCUCUCGAAACUUAUUUUCCAGAUUACUCUGGAGGACAGGACAUUAAUAAAGCUGCCAAGUACAUUCUUUGGAGGUUUAUCCAAUUAAACAGGGCUAAUUUGAGUAUAUACCCACAUGUGACGCAGGCGACUGAUACAUCGAAUAUCAAAUUAGUUUUUGCGGCUAUCAAGGAAACGAUCUUGGAAAACACGUUGAAGGAUUCCGGUGUAUUAUAA